Mastomys coucha (southern multimammate mouse) is the source of this 4590-nucleotide messenger RNA. It is a transcript of the gene Gtf3c4, whose product is annotated as general transcription factor IIIC subunit 4. Bases 189 to 2642 code for a protein of 817 amino acids. Gene Ontology annotation, biological process: transcription initiation at RNA polymerase III promoter. Gene Ontology annotation, molecular function: histone acetyltransferase activity; protein binding. The record is from RefSeq and is a predicted model, not a curated record. Gene Ontology annotation, cellular component: transcription factor TFIIIC complex. NCBI's taxonomy places the organism in Eukaryota, Metazoa, Chordata, Mammalia, Rodentia, Muridae. The transcript is spliced from 5 exons.
UUUCCAGACAGGCAGCUCCGCGGCCAUCUAGCAGGGUGGCGUUGCCUAGCAACGACGGGGUCCUUUCUGGCUCGGUGGCGCUCGGGGCCUGCGGGGAGCGAACGGCCGCGGAGGGCGCUGGGAGCGGCCGGGGGACGGUGGCGAGCACUCGGUGUGCCUGGUAACCCUACCUCCUCGCCCCUAGUAAGAUGAGCGAGGCGGACCAGGCCCGGGUGGGGCCCAAGGCCGACGAGCCCUCGCCUCCCGCAGAGGAGAAGGACGAAGGGGGCGGGAAGGAGGCGGCUGCCGACGCGGCCCCCGGGCCCAGCGCCUCGUUCCGCCUCAUGGUGACUCGGCGGGAGCCUGCGGUGAAGCUGCAGUACGCGGUGAGCGGGUUGGAGCCGCUAUCCUGGUCUGAGGACCACCGCGUGUCUGUGUCCACGGCUCGCAGCAUCGCGGUGCUGGAGCUUAUCUGCGAUGUGCACAACCCAGGCCAGGAUCUGGUGAUCCACCGCACCUCGGUACCCGCACCUCUUAACAGCUGCCUCCUCAAGGUUGGUUCAAAAACAGAAGUUGCUGAGUGCAAGGAAAAGUUUGCCUCCUCUAAAGACCCUACCAUCAGCCAGACUUUCAUGCUGGACAGGAUGUUCAAUCCGGAGGGGAAGGCGUUGCCCCCAAUGCGGGGUUUCAAAUACACUAGCUGGUCUCCCAUGGGUUGUGAUGCAAAUGGCAGGUGCCUCUUGGCGGCACUGACUAUGGACAAUCGCCUGACUGUGCAGGUGAACCUCAACAGACUCCAGUGGGUUCAGCUGGUUGAUCUGACCGAGAUUUAUGGAGACCGUCUUUAUGAGACUAGUUAUAGACUGUCUAAAAAUGAGGCUCCUGAGGGAAAUCUUGGGGAUUUUGCUGAGUUUCAGAGGAGACACAGCAUGCAGACCCCAGUCAGAAUGGAAUGGUCGAGUAUCUGUACCACUCAGCAGGUCAAGCACAACAACGAGUGCCGGGAUGUGAGCAGUGUGCUGCUGGCUGUCCUCUUUGAGAACGGGAAUAUAGCUGUAUGGCAGUUUCAGCUGCCAUUUGUGGGGAAGGAGUCCAUCUCUUCAUGCAACACUAUUGAGUCAGGAAUCAGCUCCCCCAGUGUUUUGUUUUGGUGGGAAUAUGAGCACAAUAAUAGGAAAAUGAGUGGCCUAAUUGUGGGCAGUGCUUUUGGACCUGUAAAAAUUCUCCCUGUCAAUCUCAAAGCAGUCAAAGGCUACUUUACUUUAAGGCAGCCUGUUGUCUUGUGGAAAGAAAUGGACAAGUUGCCUGUGCACAGCAUCAAAUGUGUGCCACUUUAUCACCCUUACCAGAAGUGUAGCUGUAGCUUAGUGGUAGCUGCAAGAGGCUCCUAUGUGUUCUGGUGUCUUCUCCUGAUCUCUAAGGCAGGUCUGAAUGUUCACAAUUCCCACGUCACAGGCCUUCACUCACUGCCCAUUGUCUCCAUUACUGCAGACAAGCAGAAUGGAACAGUGUACACCUGCUCUAGUGAUGGGAAGGUGAGGCAGUUGAUUCCCAUUUUCACAGAUGUUGCAUUGAAGUUUGAACACCAGCUGAUUAAGCUCUCAGAUGUAUUUGGCUCAGUGAGGACUCAUGGCAUUGCAGUGAGUCCCUGUGGUGCUUAUCUGGCCAUCAUCACCACUGAGGGCAUGAUCAAUGGCCUCCAUCCUGUGAACAAGAACUACCAGGUCCAGUUUGUUACUCUUAAGACUUUUGAAGAGGCAGCUGCUCAGCUCUUGGAGUCUUCAGUUCAGAAUCUCUUUAAGCAGGUGGACUUGAUUGACCUAGUCCGCUGGAAAAUUUUAAAAGAUAAACAUAUUCCUCAGUUUUUACAUGAAGCUUUGGAAAAAAAGAUUGAAAGCAGUGGGGUUACUUAUUUUUGGCGUUUUAAGCUUUUCCUUCUAAGGAUUUUGUAUCAGUCAAUGCAGAAAUCCCCUUCUGAGGCCUUAUGGAAACCCACCCAUGAGGACUCAAAAAUCUUACUGGUUGACUCACCUGGAAUGGGCGACGGUGAGGAUGAGCAGCAAGAAGAAGGUACUUCCAAGCAGGGGACUAAGGCUGGCCUACAGGAGAAGAGCAAAGAGGGUGACACAGAGGAGACCCCUGAGGACACACUCACUGCUGUGGGAGACACCGGAGGCCGUGAACCCAUAGAGGAAAAGCUUCUUGAGAUCCAAGGGAAGAUUGAAGCUGUGGAGAUGCACCUGACCAGGGAGCACAUGAAGCGGGUCCUCGGAGAAGUGUACCUGCACACCUGGAUUACAGAGAACACCAGCAUACCUACCAGAGGGCUCUGUAACUUUCUGAUGUCUGACGAGGAUUAUGAUGACAGAACAGCACAGGUCUUGAUUGGACAUAUCUCCAAGAAAAUGAACAAGCAGACCUUCCCUGAGCGCUGCAGUCUGUGUAAGGAGAUCUUGCCAUUCACAGAUCGUAAGCAAGCUGUUUGUUCCAAUGGGCACAUCUGGCUCCGGUGCUUUCUAACCUACCAGUCCUGCCAGAGCUUGAUAUAUAGACGGUGUUUGCUCCAUGACAGCAUCGCCAGGCAUCCUGUUCCAGAAGAUCCUGACUGGAUUAAGAGGUUGCUACAGAGUCCUUGUCCUUUCUGUGAUUCUCCUGUCUUCUGAGUUCAGUGAGGAGGAUGGAGGAUAUGAAAUUGGCUAUAGAGAGUGCCCUGAAGCCUGAAGAGCAAGUGUGCUGGAGAGAGCCUGGCACUGCUCAGUGGAGAGACACUCUUCUAGCUGGAAGGAGGGAGUCAUCCUAGGAGCUCAUUGCACCAGCACACUCCCAUUUGACUGAAGGCUAUCUUUUAAAUGACUAAAUUCAGAGAGUUUGAGUCAUUUAAAGGGGAACAGUAGCCAUCCCCAGCUCCUCACCAAUGAGGACCACUUGUUUUCCAAGUGUCUUGCCUAAAGCAGUUUGAGCAGAAGCCUCUGCUUCUAGAGAAUCUAAGGACCUUCUUGUGAGUGAGGUUUCUGUCCUUGCUUUGGUCGGGGACUGCCUGUGACUCCAGAGGGCUGAACUUGGUUGGUACGUGACACUGCGUGUGCCAGUUCACCUUAAAGCGUAUAAAGCUAGCUGUCUGUGGUUGGUGUUUGCUCAGCAGACUCAUCUGAUAUUGACUCGUUUUCAUUCAUAUGGAAGACAUUUUCCUAAAACUAUAUUUUUGAAGCUGAGAAUAAUAUCAUCUUAAUGUAUCAAAUGAUCAGGUGACUAUUAGAAGUAAAUAAUUGUCAUUUUUAUCUCCUGUUAUCAGAUAUUUUCUUUUAAUAUGUAAGAGGAGAUGAAGUGCUCCUGCCCUCUUCACAGCCCUACUUCAUGCCCCUGUGGCAACCUAGAUAUUCGUACAUACAGGGGAAGUAUUGUCUUCUCUUAGUAUUAGAUUGAAGCUUCAGUAUUUCUAACAGUGACUUUUCUGGACAUCUCACUGAGUAUUUGGAGAGGAGGCUAAUCUAGAGACUUCUGGAGAAAGAUGAAGGUCCUUGAGCUCUGUGCUACAAGCAUGUGCAGCUCAAGUGGAAAACCUAAGAAUUUCCUCUCUUGCCAAAGGUCCUUAAUCUUUGGAAUUCAGGUAUUUUUCUGUGGGCUUAAAGAGAAGACACGCACUAUCAAUUGACUGCUAGUUCUUAACCCAGACCUGAAGCAUUCUGGAGUCAUAGUUGGGGUAUUGGAGUAAGUUUCCUGGGAUUGGUGCUAAUGAACUGGACACAUUUCUGAAACUGUGCAAUUGGAAAGUGAGGUAGGAAAUACAGAACAGGAAAUGCUUUAUUCCUUGAUGGUCCUUUUUAUCAUUAGUAUUAUUUUAACAUACUUUCCCACUUCGAUUUUAUAUCCUUAGCAAAAGAAAUAAUGUCUUAGUACUUGGGUACCACGGCGAGAGACAGAGCACAUGCACCCUGCCACACUUCCUGCACACUGGGCACAGGCCCUGAGAGGCACUUCCAGAAGCUGCUCUGAAAUGUCCUAUUAAGACUGUUGCCCUGUGCCGUGUGUUUAAUGGAUUGCUUGUUAGGGUCGUUAAUGUCCUGACAUAGAAUUGUUUCAAGAAUAUCAUCUGUCCAGACUUGAGGGGCAACAAGGAGAGCCCUAAGUGACCCAGUUCAGACUGCAUGGCUGCAGCAGAGCCUGCAGCUGUCACUCCUCAGAGGAAGAGGAUGACAGGAGUGGAGAUGGUAUUGAUGGUUGUUCCUAGUCUGCUACCAUGCAUGCCAAGCUUCCUUUCUUUUGCUCUUUGGAAGCAGUCUCCCUAGGUGUUCUCACAGGGAAUUUGGGGGAACUUAAAACCUGAUUGUUUAAAGCAGUUUGUGCAUUUCUGUGAAAUUUUAAUUAGAAGUAACAACACAAUUUCUAGGAUCUGUACUUGUGUACAGGAAGAAACGUGGCAACUGGAACACAAGUUUUCAGCAAGAGGCCUGGCCCUGCAGCAUUUUUAGGACUCUGAAAUCCAGCCACAUCCAAGUGUUUCCACAGCCAGUAGGGAUGUCCCUCUCCCCUCACAUACACCACACACUGAUGUUAAUCUUUAGAGCUGGGUGAAAAAGAGAAUUUGGGGUUGAUGGCAGCCUCCUGCAUGGU